Molecule: messenger RNA, 3678 nt
Organism: Armigeres subalbatus
Lineage: Eukaryota; Metazoa; Arthropoda; Insecta; Diptera; Culicidae
Exons: 4
Coding region: 904-3678 (924 amino acids)
Source: RefSeq, a predicted model, not a curated record
GGAUUAGCAAUAAAUGUAAAACUAGCUUUACGUUAGGUCAACUGGGAGAUUGGGGGAGAGAAAUAUCGUUUGAUAUAUUUACUCAUAUUGCUCACCAACACACGAACCUACUUCUACUCUGCUGUUAAAAUAAAAUAAAGUCAGUUGAUAAUCGUUGCCCAAAUAAAACAGUCGCUUUAAGAUUAAAAUUCUAGUAGUGCCAAUAAAGUGGACUUGUUAUUUGCUCGCCGUAUUUGAUUGGGUGUAACUUGGUGUCCGGAAGUGCUAGUGAGUCAGUGCCGUUCGAGUAGGGUCCUCUGAGGCCACAUCCUGCCACUCCCGAGCCGUUGGUGCAACAUAAACUGGUGCCGUGACCAGGAUUGUGGCAAUAACUUCCGCGAAGACAUCGCCGAUCGUCUUUGCAUCCGUCCGCCGGACAACGAAGCCGGACUGACUCGCCAUUUUCGACGCCGAUCCAAGGACAAUACCAGCUAUUCAGUCCUUUGUCCUGGAACCGAUCCGACGCCAUCCCAGUAGUCCUGAUUUUUAUGCUUUGCAUGUGCAUGCCGAAUCGUCGCUGAGUGAUCGAAGCAGUGAAGUGAAUCACCGACCCGCCGAGCUGCGAACGACUUUAGUGCCCGAACGUGCUUCUUGUGAUCGCUACCACGCCGUGGUAGGUGCAUCGUCCCGUUCCUUUUGAAAAGCUACGAACUGUGUACCAGCAGUGAGGCCUGUGAUUGUUCGUGCUUGAGGAAAAUCGCUCGUGACGUCCGAUAAAUUGGCAACUACCUUGCUGUGACCACGCCGUAGUCCGCAUCGUGAUCCAUCCAUACUCCUUCUGCUGUGUUGCUGCUCAAAAUAAAUUUACAAGGCAUUGAAUUUGCCUUGGUCAGGUUCUAUUCUUCGGUGCAUCGUUCCUUCAAGAUGGCCGACGAACGUCGGAAGCAGGUGCUGAUAUCCCGUCGCACCACGUUGCUCGCCUCGCUAGGUCGUGCGGAGCAAUUCAUGACGCAAUACCAGGAGGAACGGGACAAGCUCGAGGUGGAUUUGCGAUUGGAAAACCUGGACGUGCUCUGGCAGGGGUUGGAAGAAGCUCAAACCGAAUUAGAGGACACAGAGGAGGAAAAUGAAGGCAUGGUGAGAAAUUUGACGUACCGCUCUAACUUCGAAUCGCAACUCUUCAAAAUAAAAGCUUUUCUACGCUCUAAACUUCCGGCUCCUAUUUCUAUGCAAGCUAAUCUCCCUCAAAUUACCGCUACUGGGGCUCCUUCCACUCUAAAGGGUCUAAAACUGCCUACUAUCUCAUUGCCUGAGUUUUCCGGGGACUAUAAAGACUGGCUAGCUUUUCACGAUACGUUUUUGGCGCUAAUUCAUACGAAUUUGGAGGUGGCAGACAUCCAAAAAUUUCAUUAUUUACGAGCUGCUGUUAAGGGUGAAGCCGCUCAGCUCAUCGAGUCGAUUGGGAUCAGUGCGGCCAAUUACCAGCUGGCAUGGGAUGCUCUUGUCAACCGUUAUGCGAACGAAUACCUGCUGAGGAAACGUCAUGUACAAGCUUUGUUGGACUGUCCGACGAUGAAGCGAGAGUCUGCAUCCGCCCUGCAUGCAAUAGUUGACGAUUUUGAAAGGCAUGUGAAAAUUCUUGGUCAACUAGGUGAACCGGUGGAGUCAUGGAGCACCAUGCUGGAGCACAUCUUGUGUACACGGUUGCAUGAUGACACUUUGAAAGCGUGGGAAGACUAUGCGUCCACUUUGGAUACUGUUACCUACAAGCACCUUGUCGAAUUCCUACAGCGUCGUAUGCGGGUCCUCGAAUCGAUUUCCGUCAAUCAGCACCAUCAACCAGAGCCAGCGCAGCCCCCAGCCUCUUUCUCCAAAAGGUCAUUCCCGAUGAAAGUUUCUUCCCAUGCUGCCGUCGAAAGUCCUUCCCUGAAAUGCUAUGCUUGCGAUCAACGUCAUCCGUUAAUCAAGUGCUACAAAUUCGACAAGUUGCCGAUCUCCGAGAAAAUGAGUCUCAUUAAUUCCAAACGCCUUUGCCUCAAUUGCUUCCGCAACGAUCACCUCGCGCGAAACUGCAAUUCCAAGUACAGUUGUAAAGUUUGUCAGAAACGUCAUCAUUCGCUCAUCCACGCCGCCUAUGUAGACCAUUCCAACAGAUCCAAUGCUGCUACUCCGUCUUCGUCGAGCGCUUCCACAUCUUCUGUGCAAACCAACGUAGCUACCACCGAAUCAGUUCCUCUAGUAUCAGCUUCCACGAUAGCAGAACCCGAAAAUCAAGUGUGCAGUGUGCCGAUGCAAGGUUGUGGAAGAAACGUCUUCAUGCUGACAGUAGUUCUGAAAGUCGUCGAUUGUUAUGGUCAGGAACAUCUGGCGAGAGCAUUGUUGGAUUGUGCAUCGCAGCCGAACAUCAUCUCCGAAAACAUGGCGCAGAUAUUACGUUUGCCAAGAAGUAAGAUUCGCUCCCGAAAAGAAGAAUUCGCUAUCAACGUCGAUUUUCUGGUCCUUAAAAGUGUCAUUCCAAAACUUCCCACACACGAUGUAUCAGUUGACGAUUGGAAUUUGCCUCAAGAUUUGUUCUAUGCCGAUCCAAACUUCAACAAAAGCGCCGGAAUCGACAUGAUAAUAGGCAACGAACUUUUCUUCUCUUGCUUCAAGUCGGCUGCUAGGAUCCACCUGUCUGAUUCAUUACCGCUGUUAGUAGAUAGCGCCUUCGGUUGGAUAGUCAACAAUCCCAAAAACUCCCGUGAAGCCACAGCCUGUUCCAUUACAGUGAUGUCCUUGGUAUCCCUCGAAGAAAGUCUGGAACGUUUUUGGGAAAUAGAAGAGCUUCCAACUAGGUCCUCCUACUCUUUGGACGAGAAGAAAUGUGAGGAAAUAUACGCAUCUACGGUCCACCGGAACUCCGAAGGGCGUUAUGUCGUUCGCCUUCCAAGGAAAACCAACUUCCACGAGCUUGUAGGAGAAUCAAAAACAGCCGCACUACGGCGAUUUGAGCUGCUCGAGCGUAGGCUCGACCGCGAUUCCCACCUGAAAGAAGAGUACCAUAAGUUCAUGCAAGAAUACUUGGACUUGAACCAUAUGCGGUUGGUCUCCGAUGAAGAAGAAAGUUCGAGACAAUGUUUCCUACCUCAUCACCCUGUGCUGAAAGAGUCCAGUUCGACGACAAAAGUACGUGUCGUCUUCGACGCAUCCGCCAAAACAUCUACUGGCUACUCCCUAAAUGAGGCACUUCUUGUAGGACCUGUAGUGCAGGACGAUAUCCACACCAUAUGCCUCCGGUUCCGUACAUUUCCAGUGGCUUUGGUAGCUGAUGUGGCGAAAAUGUAUCGCCAGGUUUUACAUCAUUCCGACGACACACCAUUCCAGCAAAUCCUUUUUCGCUUCAAUAGAUCUGAUCCUGUGCAAACGUAUCGUCUUCUUACCGUAACCUACGGCAUGGGGCCGUCUUCAUUCCUAGCAACUCGUACCCUCUUGCAACUGGCCGAUGAUGAAGGAAAAGCAUACCCGCUAGGAGAACCAGCACUCCGAAAAGGAUUUUACGUUGAUGACUUCAUCGGCGGAGCUCAUUCCGUAGAAGAAGCAAUCCAGCUGAGGACCGAAUUGGGAGAAUUGAUGGCAAAGGGCGGAUUCUGUUUACGAAAAUGGACCUCGAACAAGCUAGAAGUGCUACAAGGACUAGAAGCUGACCAGAUCGGGACUUAG